CCUGACCACCAUAAUCUAUCCUAGAUUAGGAUAUUCAGAAAUCAAACAAAGCACAGUGUAGAUAUGGAACAAAUGCUUCCCGUUCCGUCUCCCGUCUCAUCGUAUUGGCUUAGUCAACCGCACAAAUUCAGCAAUCUACGAUCAACAACCGAACUACCCACACAAUGUGAGGUUGCAAUCAUUGGUUCUGGAAUGGCCGGGAUCACCACUGCCUACCAUCUCUUCAACCAAAAGCAACCACCGUCAAGUGUUGUAAUAAUCGAGGCUCGCGAGUUGUGCUCCGGUGCAACCGCCCGCAACGGAGGACAUUCGAAGAUCAAGCUUUCCACGCUUGCAAGCCAAGUAUCAAAUCUGGGCCAAAGUGGGGUAGACGAGCUGCAAAAGUUCGUGCAAGGCGUUAUCGCGAGCUUAAAGCAAGUGGCUGAAGAUGAAGAGCUGGACUGUGAGCUUGAGAUCCGCCGGAGUUUUGACGUGCAAUUGGAUGGUGAAGAUGCGGCCUCUUUGAAAGAUAUAUUUCAGGCUAGCAGAAAAGCAGGCCAUACCUGGACGAAGGAUGUCGGCUUCGCUCUACCACGAUUUCUCGAGCAAGUGACUUCAAUCAAGGGCGCAAAGGCGGCUGAAAGUGUUCCUUGUUGCUCGCUCUGGCCGUACAAGUUUGUGGCACAAUUGCUGGAGCGCCUUGUUGCUCGGUAUCCGGGGCAGCUGAACGUGCAGACGACAACACCAGUCACGGCCGUGUCUGUGCUGGCAGACGGGACAAACGCAAUCACUACGUCGCGAGGGGUUCUGAAAGCGAAGAAGUUGGUGUUCGCGACGAAUGCGUACACAGCUGGUCUCCUUCCGCAGUUCAAGGAUGUCAUUGUGCCAGUACGCGGCAUGGCGUCGCAUAUUGUGCCGAAGGUCCCGGUGCAUCCACAUCUUUCCCAUACCUACAACAUCACUUUCAGUUCUGGCCAAGCAGCCGACUACCUCAACCCGCGGCCAGAUGGAAGUAUCGUUGUUGGUGGAGGAGGUUCGAUGUUCAAGUCUGACCGGCCAUCAUGGUUUAACAAUUUCGACGAUUCGACUCGGUUCAGCAGCGAGGUAGAAACGUACUGGGACAACUACAUGCAGCGCGUGUUUCUUGGCUGGGAGAACAGUGAAGCAGAGGCGGAGAAAGUUUGGACUGGAAUAAUGGGCUCGACGCCGGAUGGCUGGCCACAUAUCGGACGCGUUCCCGGCCGAGAGAGCCAGUGGGUACUUGCUGGAUUCAAUGGCGGCGGCAUGUCGUUCAUUCCGACUGGUGCGAAAGCGGUAGCAAAGAUGGUAGCAGAGGACAGCGACUUGGUCGAUGUAAAGGACGAGUUCGGCAUACCGGACAUCUUUGCAACGAGCACAGAAAGGCUACGAAAAGCAUUCACGGAGACACGAUGAAGCGCCGGAUGAUUCAGAUGCUGUUGAGGUGGUUGUUCGGUAGCUUUCACACCGAACCUCUGGGCGCGCCUGCCCCGCUAGGCCCCUCCAAAUGACGCCAGUGGGGUCGAGAGCUAUCGUGAUCUUUCACAAUUUUAGUACCCUGGCCCAACAUGGCGCUCCAUCUGUAGCUGUCUGCACUCCUGGAUUUAGGUAAUGCCGUCUCGCGCUCAGCCACCUAGGCUCAUUGCGCAUGGGGGUGGCUGGCUGGCUACUUAACCGCCUGCCUGCCCCUGCGCAUGUGCAAUUCUAAGCACUUCCUCAUACGACCUAUUUUCUCUGCAAAGCAUAUACCUUCACGAUGUCUUCCGGCAAGACCGUCACUCUGAACACGGGCCACAAGAUCCC
Molecule: messenger RNA, 1800 nt
Organism: Paraphaeosphaeria sporulosa
Lineage: Eukaryota; Fungi; Ascomycota; Dothideomycetes; Pleosporales; Didymosphaeriaceae
Product: FAD dependent oxidoreductase superfamily
Exons: 1
Coding region: 64-1413 (449 amino acids)
Cellular component (GO): cytoplasm
Molecular function (GO): oxidoreductase activity
Source: RefSeq, a predicted model, not a curated record